AUGCUUACAUCGCGAUUCCACCGCUGCUUGCAUCGGUCAUUGCGGUGUAUCCACAAUUCUAUUCCAAGCCUCUGGCAAGCCUAUGAUAAUGAGCGCCACUACGAACCCGGCGAAGAUGCGUUGAAUCGAACGUGGCACGGUCUCACAUACGAUUUUCGACGAUGGAAACGUCGUUACCAAGAGGCUCGAAGAGAUGCCUUUCGCCGUAGGAAUCCCAUUGCUUACAUGAAACAAAAUGUACAGGACAAUGAAUUGUUUCCCUUCCGAGCUGAGAUCCUCAUCAUAGGCGGUGGCCUCACUGGUUCAUCUGCUGCUUACUGGAUUAAAGAGCGUUUCCGCGACGAAGAUCUAAAAGUGGUCGUUGUAGAGAAUAAUGACAAAUUCACUCAGAGUUCAACAAUGCUAUCAACAGGCGGUAUAUCACAACAGUUUUCGAUCCCAGAGCACAUAGAGAUGUCUAUGUUUACUGCUGAAUUCCUACGUCAUGCAGGAGAACAUUUACGAAUUUUAGAUAACACACCUCCAGACAUCAAUCUUCUACCAAAUGGUUUCCUUUACUUGGCUCGUAGUGAAGAAGAGGCAGAGGCAUUGAAGAAAAACUGGAGGCUUCAACUUGACAAAGGAGCAUGCGUCGCACUUCUGUCAAAAUCCGAGCUCGAAGCUCGUUUCCCGUUUAUGACUUUCGAUGAUGUUGUUUUGGGUACUCUAGGUCUCGAGAAUGAAGGUACUUUCGAUACGUGGCAAUUGUUGUCUGCUAUUCGAGAGAAAAAUAUUACGCUUGGCGUACAGUACGUCAAAGGCGAGGUCGAAGGUUUUCAAUUUGAGCGACAUCGAACCAGAGCUGAGCCUCAUGCAAUGGAAGAUCAUGAAAUUGCCGAUCAGGAAAAACUUGUAGCUCAGCGAAUUACCGGUGUCUUUGUGCGGCCGCAAAUGUCUGAUACGUCAGCUCGCCCAAUACGUGCUCAUAUGAUUGUAAAUGCUGCCGGCCCAUGGGCAGGGAAAAUCGCCGAAUUGGCUGGAAUAGGGAAGGGUAAAGGGCUGUUAGCAGUCCCCGUUCCUGUUCGGCCCAAAAGACGGACUAAUUUCGUUAUACAUGCACCAGAUGUCCCAGUCGAUAUGCCUUCCUUGGUCGAACCAUGUGGUGUACAUUGCCGUCAAAUAGAUGUUGGAAAUAAUUUUGUAGUAGGGAGAAUUCCACCGAAAGAGGAAGACCUAGAUGAACGGGAAUCCUUAGAAGUAGACUAUAAUGAGUUCUAUGAGAAGAUAUGGCCCGUUUUGGUGCGAAGAGUGCCUGGAUUCCAGUCAGCGAAGAUAAAGUCAGCCUGGUGUGGAUUACAAGAUGUCAACACAUUUGAUUCAGCACCAGUUAUCGGUGAACAUCCAUUAUAUCAAAAUCUAUUUAUGAUUUGUGGAUUCGGUGGGAGAGGUGCAAUGCACUCGCUUGCAGCCGGACGAGCUUUCGCGGAACGACUAUUUGAAGGUGCUUAUGUGAAUAUAAAUCUACGUAAAUUUGAUAUGCGUCGUAUAGUUAAAAUGGAUAGGCUUGAAGAGGCGUUUGCCACAUAG
Molecule: messenger RNA, 1566 nt
Organism: Necator americanus (New World hookworm)
Lineage: Eukaryota; Metazoa; Nematoda; Chromadorea; Rhabditida; Ancylostomatidae
Exons: 13
Coding region: 1-1566 (521 amino acids)
Biological process (GO): mitochondrial respiratory chain complex I assembly
Cellular component (GO): cytoplasm
Molecular function (GO): oxidoreductase activity
Source: RefSeq, a predicted model, not a curated record